This is a messenger RNA of Bacillus rossius redtenbacheri, 2315 nucleotides long. RefSeq names its product vacuolar protein-sorting-associated protein 36 (gene Vps36). Gene Ontology annotation, molecular function: phosphatidylinositol-3-phosphate binding; ubiquitin binding. Gene Ontology annotation, biological process: protein transport to vacuole involved in ubiquitin-dependent protein catabolic process via the multivesicular body sorting pathway. Bases 397 to 1557 code for a protein of 386 amino acids. Gene Ontology annotation, cellular component: late endosome membrane; ESCRT II complex. The transcript has 7 exons. The record is from RefSeq and is a predicted model, not a curated record. NCBI's taxonomy places the organism in Eukaryota, Metazoa, Arthropoda, Insecta, Phasmatodea, Bacillidae.
AUUUUAAAGAUAAGUUUACAUUUUACAAAGGAGUAAUUUUAAUUUGUUUAUAACGUUGUUUACAUGUUUUGUGUUUUCAUAAAUCGAUCAUAGACUUGAUAUUGAGGUAGAGCGUUUUAGAGUGAGCACACAAAAUACGUAAUAAAGUUUGUUUUCUAACACAAGAAGUAGUUGGUACAUUAUAACGGAUUAACUGUAAUCUAAAUUAAAAUAAAAUUAUAAUUUUAAACUAGCAUGUGUUACACAUAAGUUCGAAGUGUCAGAUCCUUACAUGAUCUUGUUUUCAUCAGCUGAUUUUGACAAUUCUGUUCACCAUAGAUUAAACAAGUAGACGAAACGUAACCUUUAAUGGCAGUCAGGUUAUGAAAAACCUGAAACAACGAUUCGUGAAUAAACAUGGAUCGUUUUGAAUUUGGGGAAGCGCAGUUAAUAUCUGGCGAAACACCUGUUAUUCGUGAGAAAGGAGUUAAACUUUACGAUGGUGAUGAUAAGACGCCCUUUGAGAACGGGGAGGUGAUGCUCACGAGCCACCGGCUGCUGUGGGGCCAUGCGGGCGAUCUGUCGGGCGGCCGCACCUGCCUGUCGCUGCCUCUGCGCUACGUCGUAUUCGCGGAGGAGGAGAGCAGCGGCUUCGGCUUCAGCCGCAGCCGCAAGGUGAUGCUGCACUUGUCCGCGCCCCUGCAAGGCAAGCUUCCCGGUCCCGUCAGCAGGAGCAGAAACAACUUCAUCAAGCUGUCUUUCAAAGAAGGCUUGGAAAAUGAUUUCAUGCACGUGUUGAGUGACACGCUGCAGAAGAGAAAGUGGGAAGUGCUGCCAACUGUGUCAGCCCAACAGCACAGGACCAUCAAGCUGCGCACUGGCAUCGUGGGGAUCGAGCGCAGCAUCCAGGAGCGACAGCGGGCCACGGACGAGAGCAUCACCGCAGCGUUCCAGGACCUCAGCAAGCUCAUGACCAUGGCCAAGGACAUGGUGAAUCUCUCCCGCAACAUCUCCCACAAGAUCAAGGAGAAGCAAGGAGACAUCACGGAGGAUGAGACGGUGAGGUUCAAGUCCUACCUGCUGAGUCUGGGCAUUGAGGACCCGGUGACGAGGGACUCCUUCCACAGCGACAGCCGGUACCACCAGGAGCUGGCGGGGGAGCUGGCCCGUGUCCUGGAGGAGCCAAUCAAGGAGGCGGGGGGCAUGAUGGCGCUGACGGACGCGUACUGCCGAGCGAACCGGGCCCGCGGCAUGGAGCUGGUGUCCCCUGAGGACCUUCUGGGCGCCUGCAAGGUGCUGGACCGCUCCCGGCUGCCGCUCAGGUUCCACGAGUUCGAGAGCGGCGUCAUGGUGCUGCAGCUCCAGAGCCACAGCAUCGAGAACAUAGUGCAGAGCACCAAGGAUAUCAUUGAAGAGAAGGAAUCAAUAACUGCAGAGGAGUUGGCUCAGUUUUUGGGCAUUUCAGUUCUUCUGGCGAAGGAGCGGCUGAAAACGACUGAGAACCACGGAAAAGCUUGCAGAGAUGAGACCUUGGAGGGUCUCAGGUUCUACCCAAACUUGUUUCUGCAGAAUGAUUGAGGACUGGAGGAUUUGCGUUGAAGUUCAGUGGAAGCGGCCAGUUAUCGCACUGUUGCUGGACAGAGUUUGAAAGUGCCUACCAUUGCUGCUAAACCUUCUGCUUCAACCGGCCAGCAAGUGUGAGGGCCAGUCUAUUGUUUCACAUAUGACAUUCACAUAUACAUUUUGCGCUUCAUCGUAUUCAUUAUUUGCCUUGCUACUUUCAGCAAAUCAUUCUUUGCUAUAGGUAGAGACUGGAAAAAUUUGCGAUUUCGAUGACCUCUAGGAUAGACUCCACAAUCCCCUACACACUCAGCCACCUGCUCAUUGGCUACUGACUCGUGACACCUGUCAACUGGGACGCUUGCAAUUCGAUACUUUUUUGGUUGAAGAUUUUCCAUUGGCUCAAAGUCCUUCAGAUAAACUGUAAGCUAAUCAGAGAAGAAAUAUAAAGGUACAUUUGUUUGGAUUCUAUCAUAUCGUGAAAAUAAUCCGCAAAUUUUUCCGGUCUCUAGCUAUAGGCUAUCAUUUUAGAUAAGUAACCUAUUCCCCCCCACCCUUUCCCCCCCUAUCCCAUCAAACUAAUGGAUUAUAAAGCAGGUUUGUAAUGUUAUGAAUAUUCAAUAUUACAAGAUUUAUUACGUCAUGUUGAAUAAUAUUUUUUGCACAUAAGUUUGCACAUUGUUUAGUAUUCUAGUACAUAAUUUUUUUGUGAUGGUAUUGUUUAGUAUGCACACAUGGAGAUCAAGUUAAAUUGUAUUAAACUGAUUUAAAUUAUA